UAUCAUCGACACGGUUCAACCAAUAUACAAGUUCCUUCGCUUCGCUGAUCAGGACAAGAAGCCGAACAUGUGCGAAGUCGUGAUGGCCUACCAGACUAUGAAACAGGAGCUGAAGUCUUUCUUUGGAACAAAUGUUUCCACACUGAAAGAGUAUGUUGAGGUGGUGGACGAGAGGUUGCGUGAUGUGUUCAUAGGCACGUAUGUGGGUCCAGCUGCUGUCCUAAAUCCGAGGUAUGCAUAUACGAUGGAUCCAACUCAACAAAUGUUUCGUGGACUUAAGGAUACAUUUCAGCGCAUGACGGAUCUCCAGAGCGCCGUCCAGGCAUUGCAGGAGUUUGACGUGUUUCGGCAGAAAAUUGGCGAGUAUAGCAGUGAUAUGGCAAUGCGGAUGGCGAUGGACACAAAGACAUCCUCAUGUAAGAGUUAUUCCGUAUGAAAUUGUUAUUUUCUCUAUUCGAAAAUAUUGCUUACAUACUCGGUUGCACAUGCAGCGUCCUGGUGGAUGAUGUUCGGAUCAAGUACUCCAAAACUGCAGUACCUUGCCAUGAGGCUUGUUUCACAAUGUUGUUCGUCCAGUGGAUGCGAGCGGAACUGGAGUACU
This is a messenger RNA of Panicum virgatum (switchgrass), 601 nucleotides long. RefSeq lists its product as uncharacterized. The record is from RefSeq and is a predicted model, not a curated record. The coding region runs from base 68 to 436 and encodes 122 amino acids. Lineage: Eukaryota; Viridiplantae; Streptophyta; Magnoliopsida; Poales; Poaceae. The transcript has 2 exons.